AUGGCCUUUCCGUCGUUCGGUGGCUUCAAUUCAUCAACACAAUCCCAACAGCCGACAUUUGGCUUCGCCUCGACUCAAUCAUCCUUUAGUUUUGGCGCCCAACAACCUCAACAGCCAACCUUUGGCGCAUUUGGUCAAGGCGGACAGGGAGGCGUGCAAGGGGGAUUUGGUUUUGGACAAUCGACCGCACCUACCUUUGGUGGGGGCGCGUUUGGAGCGGGUAGUAAGACUCAAGGAACUGGAUAUGGGUUUGGAGGACUACAGGGACAACAGGGACAGCAAGCACAGACUCAGGGUACAUAUGGUUUCGGUGGUGGGUUUCAAGCGAACACGACUGCGGCUCCCGCGUUUAAUGCGUUCGGGCAAACUCGAACUACGACUCCAGCCUUUGGUGGAUUUGGAGGAUACGGUAAUACAAAUACAAAGCCGACAACGUCAUUUACAUUUAAUCAACAAUCACAACAGCCGCUAGGAAUGUUUGGGGCUCAGCAGACUCAAAGCGCGUUCACAGGUUAUGGAGGUGCAGCAGCAACAACAAGUGCACCGACGUUUGGAGGGUUUGGUGGAUUCGGUGGAUCGUCAGCAAGCGUAGGAGCGGGCUUAUCAGGUGGAUUUGGAGGAUAUGGCGGGUUUGGCGCAAGUACAUCCACAGCUUCUGGUAGUGCGUUCCCAUCCGCGUUUGGUCAAACAACCGCAGCUACGACCUUUUCGUUUAAUCCAACCCAAUCGAGUGGAUUGGCUCCUGCCUCUUCGGCCUUUUCGUUCAAUACACCUGGACUUGGUUUUGGGGGCGCCGGUGCAUUUGGAAACAAGUCUGGGUUUGGGGUAGGAUCCGGUUUUGGUCAGAAUAGGACUACUGGAACUUUUGGGAUGGGUGUUCAACAACCACAGACUGUAUAUGAACAACUUCGAUCAAUAAUUAAUUCAUGGGAUCCCAAAAAUCCCGAGUCCAAGUUCCAAACAUAUCUCUAUAAUAUGGUCCAUCCAAAUGAAGCUGCUCAACAUAUUCCGCCGACAGAUAGACCACGAAAACUAUGGGACGAAGCGCAAGCAAACAAUCCCGAUAGGACAUGUUUAGUUCCCGCCUUAAUGACAAAUUUUGAAGACUUACAAAAACGUUUAGCACAUCAAGAAUCUGCAGCAACAACUUGUAAAGCUACUAUUGAUAAAUUGGGCAAAGAAAUCGAUCAAAUGGAAGAAACACAUAAUUUACAGACAUUAAUCACUUUGGAGAAUUAUAAGCGGAAGUAUAUGCAACUCACACAACGGAUUAUAUCGCUUCAACUAAAACACCUUCGGAACACGCCAGUCUCAGUUGAAGAACAACAGCUCCAAGCAGAAGUCGAGAAGCUCAAUCACGACCUCAAAGGCCCAAGUCAGAAAGUGUCACAGCUGAAGAUGCAGUGUAGUAUCAUGAAAACACAGAUGAUGCCGAGUGGUGGAAUCAAGCAGAAAUACGAAGUUGUUGAUGAGAGAGAGAUGGAAGCACUCGUUAAGGUGCUCACUGAGGAACAAACAGGCAUUGCCCAUGUAAUUGAAACAGUGCAAAAGGACUUGGAUGAUGUUCAAAAAAUGAGCAAUGAGUUGAUAGGAGAGCAGAUGGGAACAAAUAUGAUUACGGACAAUGUCAGUAGAUAG
Messenger RNA from Paraglomus brasilianum, 1638 nucleotides. The record is from the annotation of a GenBank genome assembly. NCBI's taxonomy places the organism in Eukaryota, Fungi, Glomeromycota, Glomeromycetes, Paraglomerales, Paraglomeraceae.